UGAACUGCUCAUCUGUCAUUUCCUCAACAUCAGUGAACACUUAAGAUGUGAAAAAGAGGUGGAGAAACAGUCAAAGAUGGAUCUCACUUGCCUCAAUUAUAGAGCGGAGAAUUUUGGUGAACAUAGUUUCACAUCUCCACUGCACCCUGAUCCUGGACAUACCUCAGCAGACCCUGAACCAUUUACUCCUGAAUUGGUUGAAAACUGUGCUGAGGAUAGGAGCACGGAUGAAUACAGGUUUCUCUGCCCUCAUGCUGGUCAGUUUAUGUGCAAACUGACCAACCUUGUGUUUGAGAUGGAAGGGAAAGGGGAAGUGCUGUACAGAAUAGUGUCCUGGGACAGCAGUCAAUUGGAUGAAUUAGGCCAAAAGGAGCCUGCAGGGCCUCUGUACAAUAUUGACUGCCCUGAAGGUUCAAUCCGUCACGUGCAUCUUCCACACUGUGAGACCCGCAAAGACAAGGUUAAACUGACUGUGGCACAUGUGCACAGUGGUAAUGUGGAGACCAUUCAGCCACUAACAGUAACAAACACACAUGUGAUCAUACACAUUCAGAGUCUCUCCUGCUUUUGUUUAACAUUGCGAAGGAAUAGUUCUCCCAUCAGAGCCCAAGUUCUACUGUUCUACAAAAAAGAUACAGAGCACAGGAAGAGUAAACUGCACAUCCACCUGUUGCCAGCAAAUGUCUCAGUUAAAGAGGUGCAGAAUCAACACAAGAGCUACACAUACAUUGAGACAACCUCCAAUUGUGAUCUGAUCCCUGGUAAAAAAUACAGACUAUGCUAUAAAACUACUGACGGUGAUUGUGCACCCAAACCAGAGGGUGUGAAAUUUCAUCGUGACUAUGGCCCCAACUUUCACCCUACAUUUGAGGUGCUCUUAAAUAUCGAAGCUUCUGAAGUCACGUUAAUUCUUUUGGAUAAAAAAGGCAAGGAGGUGUGGACACCACCUGUAGUCUUGCUUACAGGUACAGGGGCAGACCCACUCAAAAUGGAAAUAAUAGGUGCUGACUUUGUGGAUCAACACAGAGAAACGCUCAUUCGGAGAUUUUCUUCAGUAAUGGAGGUUGCAGACUGUCUAAAAUGCAAGAACAUGAUUACUGAUGAAAUGUACAGUAACAUUCAGACAAAGUCAACACCUCAGGAUAAAAUGAGAGAACUGUACACAUGUCUCAACUCAGAGGGAAGAGCUGUGAAACAAGAAUUCUAUGAUUUCCUUGAAAGGAACCAAAGUGUGUUAGUAGAUGAUUUGAUGUCUGUAUCUGGUCAGGCUUAGUGAACAAUUAAUGGACUAAAUCUCACACUCUGAGUAAAUCACACACAUAGUAAAGAUCCAGGUAGCUGUUAAUA
Molecule: messenger RNA, 1347 nt
Organism: Pangasianodon hypophthalmus (striped catfish)
Lineage: Eukaryota; Metazoa; Chordata; Actinopteri; Siluriformes; Pangasiidae
Product: NACHT, LRR and PYD domains-containing protein 1b allele 2-like
Exons: 10
Coding region: 77-1273 (398 amino acids)
Biological process (GO): inflammatory response; innate immune response; regulation of apoptotic process
Source: RefSeq, a predicted model, not a curated record